ACAUCAUGUGAUUCAGGUGUUCAAUCCCAAUCCAAAUCAUGUGAUUCAGGUGUUCCAAUCCCCUCCAUAUCAUGUGAUUCAGGUGUUCCAAUCCCCUCCAUGGACACAUCUAUGUAUCAAUCAUCCCCUAGACAUGCUAGACGGCUUUCUACAAACCCCUCUGAGACAUUUGCUGCAGUUAUUGCCAGAACCAUUGGGCCAGCCCCCCCAAAUCAUGUGAUUCAGGUGUUAGCAAUCCCUUCCAUAUCAUGUGAUUCAGGUGUUCCAAUCACCUCCAUAUCAUGUGAUUCAGGUGUUCCAAUCCCCUCCAUGGACACAGGCGUAUACAAUCAAGCCCCUAGGCAUGCAGACGGCUUCUACAAACAUUGGUGAAAGAAUGGGUCGCUCUCAGGAGCUC
Molecule: messenger RNA, 397 nt
Organism: Staurois parvus
Lineage: Eukaryota; Metazoa; Chordata; Amphibia; Anura; Ranidae
Source: the annotation of a GenBank genome assembly